AUGUCGAUUGCACAACUUCCUCCAGAUACUAUCAGGGCAGUAAGGUCAAACUCUGUGCUCUCCGACCCAUGCGCCCUUGCAAAAGAGCUUAUCGAUAACAGCCUUGAUGCUGGAGCCACCUGCAUCUCAGUUGAGGUGGCAGCUAACACACUCGAUACCAUUCAAGUCAAGGACAAUGGCACUGGCAUCCAUCCGAAUGAUCGUCCUCUGGUUUGCAAACGUAGCUGUACUAGCAAACUUCGAAGUAUUGAUGAUUUGGAAAAUAUCGGUGGAAGCACUUUGGGUUUCCGAGGAGAGGCUCUCGCGAGUGCUGCUGAGAUGUGCGGUAACAUAGCAAUAACGACAAGGGUAUCAGGAGACUGUACCAAAGCUUCUCAUCCAACAGGCACGACCGUUCGUGUAUAUGAGUUCUUGAGAUUUGUUCCUGUUCGGAAACAGAGAGCGCUGAAGAGUGCUUCCAAAACACUCAACCGAAUGAAGAAGGUUUUGAAUGCAUACGUGCUCUCUCGCCCUGAAAUUCGACUCUCAUUUAAAAUCCUAAAGAGCAAACAUGAUUCUAGCUGGAUAUAUGCGUCCAACAAACAUCCAACAGUUUCCACUGCUAUGUUAAGAGUUAUUGGUGCAGAAGCAAUUUCGCAAUGCACAACAAUAACGUGGCCGCAAAUUCAAGAUGAGAGAGAUGAUUCCUUGCCAGGAUCUGUGGAAAGAAGUGAAAGCAUUCAUCCAGUGAUCCGACUUGUCGCUACAAUCCCUAAACCUUGUUCUGACUUCUCUUCAAUUAAUUAUGCUGGCCAGUAUGUUUCCAUUGACAGACGGCCUAUGUCAACAUCCAAUGGCGUUGCGAAGGAGCUAGCUGAACUGUUCAAAUCCCAUAUUCGUUCUGGAUCCCUUUGCGAUAGCGGCCGAACACCACCAGUGGAUCCGUUCUGUUUUAUACAUCUACAUUGCCGUCCCGGCAUCUACGAUGUGAAUGUCGAGCCAUUGAAAAAUGAUGUCCUUUUUGAAGAUUCGAAACUGGUGAUGUCCAUUGCAGGAAAUAUAUUCAAAGCCGUAUAUGGCGAAAUCAAGCCGAGACAUACACAUCAGAGGAAUUGUCAAAUCGAAAACCAACCGUCAUCCUCUCGGAUGAUACGACCGCUUGACAAGCGGUCGGCUAACAAUCAACGUGACCACGAAGUCGAGGAAUCUCCAUUAUUUCGGCAUAUCUCGAGCUCUGCGACCAAAGAUUGCCAUUCCAUAGAACGCAUUUGUGCCAGCCCAUCAGAGGCGAAGAAAGACAAUAUGUCAGCAGGAAGUUUUGUCGACACUAGCGCCUGUCCACGAGCGGCCGAAAGCAACCUCAGCCUUUUGAAUAGUUCACUACUGACCAACCCAUGGAUGCUUGCCAAAGGGCAACCUGUAACACCCCGGAAGGAAGACACACAGUCCCGUGACUUAAAUUCUCAACUACUCACCCCUGCGUAUGAAGAUGGGCGUUCUCGGUUAGAUGAAAAAAGGAUAAAAAAUUGUGAGGCGAAUUCUGUGCUUGCUGGCCCCCCAUACCCCAUACCCCUUUCUACACGAACACUUGAGACGCGUUUGGUCGAAGGCGACUACGACAAAUCUUCGACAGAUGUUAGAAAGCCACAGAUGAGCGAACUGUGCAAUGUACCCCAACUCUCAGCUAGCCAUAAAAGCAAACAAAGGAAGUCACCGGGAGUGCUGGGCAGCCUGGAUGCCUGGAUAAGAAAUUGCCGAGAUGCCCCUAGUCCUUCUACUGAGGAAAGCCAAGUUGUGGGGAUACUACAACAAAGCGAACCCGAUGGAAAUGAACUUACAGAAACUGAUAUUGCAGGGCGCUUUGGUAAAGAGGACAAUGCUGCUGCCACGAGCCGGAGUCAUGGAGAUUUUUCAGCAGGGCUAUCACCACAUACAUCACUAAAUGCCCUAGGUAUCCAUCUGAACUCUGCUCAUACUAACGCAAAGAGCCACGCUCAGCCAUUAGCGAUUUCCCAAGAGGAGGAUGAUGAUCCGGAUUAUCGGAUUCAUGGGUCGACUGACAAUCGUCUAACUUCUCCGUCACACGAAAUGGUAGCUGGGGCACUAGAUUUCGAAUACCGGAAGAAAACCGCUAUCCAACUUCACAGGAAAAGACAGCAACAGCAGCAGCAACAGCAGCAACAGCAACAGCAAGUCUCAACUCAGUCGGCCUUACAUCCAUGGGUGGGAGCCAAUAAUGCUAAAAUAUCACAAGGUUCUCCACAUCAAAAUCGAUACCGGAGAGCCAAAGCCCAUUUAGUCAAUCAGUUGCCAGAGCUGGAAUUUCCCAGACAUGAGAUAACAUUUUCGCCGUCCAAAAUGGGUUCAGAAGAUGCUAGGGAAUAUUUGAUGCGCCAAAAUUGGCCAACACAAAUCGGCUUCAAGAGUAGACGUAUACUAACAAAUCAGCUACCAUUGGAGGUGAUACCAAGUGCAUCUGCACUCCAUGGACUCGCUCUUUCCUGGACGAAGCAAGAUGAUGAAGCGUCAAUACCAAAUAAAGAACUAUUAAAAAUAGAUGGAUACGUCACAUCAGGCAUUGUGCCUCCGCCCUCUGCAUUUUUUGAGGUUAACCCUGCGGAUAUCAACAUCUGGACCACCCGGUUGCUAGCCCUAAUCCAAGAACAAUAUCGAUCCGAAAUUCUAGAUGAGGACUGGCGAAUCCAACUCGUUUUUGAUGCGAUUCCAACAUCACAUGCAAGAGCAUCAUAA
Histoplasma capsulatum G186AR is the source of this 2730-nucleotide messenger RNA. Its product is annotated as DNA mismatch repair protein mutL. Lineage: Eukaryota; Fungi; Ascomycota; Eurotiomycetes; Onygenales; Ajellomycetaceae. Gene Ontology annotation, molecular function: ATP hydrolysis activity; mismatched DNA binding; ATP-dependent DNA damage sensor activity. Gene Ontology annotation, cellular component: MutLalpha complex. The transcript has 3 exons. Gene Ontology annotation, biological process: mismatch repair. The coding region runs from base 1 to 2730 and encodes 909 amino acids. The record is from RefSeq and is a predicted model, not a curated record.